Molecule: messenger RNA, 1820 nt
Organism: Theobroma umbraticum
Lineage: Eukaryota; Viridiplantae; Streptophyta; Magnoliopsida; Malvales; Malvaceae
Product: inositol-tetrakisphosphate 1-kinase 1-like
Biological process (GO): inositol trisphosphate metabolic process
Cellular component (GO): cytoplasm
Molecular function (GO): magnesium ion binding; inositol-3,4,5,6-tetrakisphosphate 1-kinase activity; ATP binding
Source: RefSeq, a predicted model, not a curated record
UUUCAUUUUCCCACCAUGCGAUUUUUUAUGUUUUCGAUUUUUCCAAAACUGUUUCGGAAAAAAAGCGAAAAAGGAAAAAAAAAUCCAGAAAUUAAGAUUUAAAAAGGAAAGCGUACCCUAAAAUUCCAAGGAAUUGAGUCUUUUGAUGAAUCUUAAUUUCGGUUUCUUUGGUUUCUUGCGAAAUCUGAAAUGCGAAGAAGCGAGCGUUUCGUUUUAUGAAUCAAGCAAUCAAAUAUUGAAGAGAAAGAAGUGGAAGAGGAGGAUUUUUUGCAAGUGAGAGGAGAAAAGAGAAGGAAAAGAAAGAAAGAAAGAAACGUCUGUGGGCAAUGGCGAGAGAGGAGAGAAGAUUCGAGAUUGGUUACGGGCUUUUACCCAAGAAAGAGAACAGUUUCAUUCGAGAAUCGUUGGUGAAUCAGGCGAAAUCUCGAGGAAUCGAUCUGGUAAAGAUCGAUAGGGGACGUCCUUUGGUCGAACAAGGGCCGUUCCAUUGCGUGCUCCACAAGUUGUACGGUGAGGAUUGGAGGAGCCAGCUCGAAGAUUUCCGUUCAAGAAACCCUAAUGCUGUGAUUAUCGAUUCUCCUGACGCUAUCGAACGGCUGCACAACAGGAUUUCGAUGCUCCAGGUGGUGUCCGAACUCAAGAUCGAGAAUCAAAGCGAAACCUUUGGGAUCCCUAAACAGAUUGUGAUUUACGAUCAAGAAACCCUAUUUGAUAACCAAGCUUGGGAAUUGCUGAAGUUUCCAGUGAUUGCCAAGCCCUUGGUGGCUGAUGGAAGCGCCAAAUCACACAAAAUGUCUCUGGUUUUUAACCAUGAUGGGUUGAACAAGCUUAAGCCCCCGAUUGUUUUGCAAGAAUUUGUUAAUCAUGGAGGGGUUAUCUUUAAGGUUUACGUGGUCGGAGAAUAUGUGAAAUGUGUUAAAAGGAAGUCGUUACCGGAUGUUUCAGAGGAGAAAUUGAAGAGCUUAGAAGGGUCUUUAUCAUUUUCUCAAGUUUCCAAUUUGGCUACUCAUGAGAAAAGUGAUGAUAAGUAUUAUAAGAAGAUGCAUUUGGAGGACACUGAAUUGCCGCCGCAGAGUUUCAUGACGGAUAUUGCUAGGGGUUUGAGAAGGGCAAUGAAAUUGAAUUUGUUUAAUUUUGAUGUGAUAAGAGAUACCCGAUUUGGAAACCGCUAUCUUAUAAUUGACAUUAACUAUUUUCCGGGUUAUGCAAAAAUGCCGGGGUAUGAAACAGUUUUGACUGAUUUCUUUUGUGAUAUAGUGAAUAGGAAAGAAAGGGAUGUGGUGGUGGAGAGGGGUUUGGUUGUGGAGUGUAGCCAGGAGAAGGUGGCAGGGACUGAUGGAAGGUCGGUGCUUAGUUGUGAGGAAGAAGUAAGGAAAACCGUGACCAAUUCUUGCUGUAGUGAUGGGGAAGACAAGGAGAACUCUAUUCAAGUUUGACCAAAAAUUUGUAGGGAAAUUGAUGAAAAAGGUGUAGCUUGGUUCAUUUCCAUGGUUGGUCGUUUUGGGAGGGUUGCUGCAAUUGUAUAAGGAUUUGGACCCUGGUGCUGGCUUGUGGAGGCGAAGCGAGUUGCACAUUUUCCAUUUUUAGACAUCAGUUCGUACAGUGCUGAAAUAAGUAGGUUGGGUACUUUUGAGUUUAGUUGUAGCCUCUUGACAACAAUUACAUGGUGUUCAGUGUUAAUCAUGUAUAUUCUGUCACCGUUGCUCUGGAGAUAGGUACUUCUCAAAAUACUUUGAUGUUUUAGGGAAUUUAAGUUGUACUUUGAGGCUUUUAAGUGUUCUAGUUUUGCACCUUUUAGUCAGUGGAAUUUGCCAUUUAUA